Gossypium raimondii (Peruvian cotton) is the source of this 1533-nucleotide messenger RNA. Its product is annotated as zinc transporter 7. Gene Ontology annotation, cellular component: plasma membrane. Gene Ontology annotation, molecular function: zinc ion transmembrane transporter activity. Lineage: Eukaryota; Viridiplantae; Streptophyta; Magnoliopsida; Malvales; Malvaceae. Gene Ontology annotation, biological process: zinc ion transmembrane transport. The coding region runs from base 1 to 1485 and encodes 494 amino acids. The record is from RefSeq and is a predicted model, not a curated record. The transcript is spliced from 5 exons.
AUGGGAAUUUGUGGGAAAAUGCUUGGCAAUAUGGAAAUGAAACCAAUUUCCAUUUCCAAAGGCAACAGCAAAGUGGUGAAGCUUAUUGUUGAAAAAUUCUUCAAUAAUGUCAAUAAUGAAAAAGCACUUAAAUCUUCCAUUGAAAUGGAGAACACCAACUACGAGGAGGAGCUGAAGAAUGAUCGCAGGCUUGUUUGCAGUCUCAUAUACGAGAUUAAUUGCAGAAAAGAACUGUUGUCCCAAAUGGAACGUGAAUAUAACGAGAUGACCUCAACUCUUCGAGGACUCAUCAAUGGCCUCAUAGCAAAAAUUAACUCCAAGGACAGUAAUCUGUGGGGUUGGGAGCUUCAAUAUAAUGUAACCGUGAGACAGUUGAAGGGCAAGAAUGCUGCGUUGCGCCUUGCAUUUGCUGAAGCCAUGAAAUCAGUUCUAAAAUCCCUUGCAAACUCAACCUUCCUUGUUCUUUUCAUCAUCUUUUCAUCUUCUACUCCACUUGUAUUGGCUCAAUGUGAAGCAGAGACCAAGACUAAUGGAUGCCAUAACUACAGAGAAUCCAUGAAGCUAAAAAUCAUUGCCAUUGUCGCAAUUUUACUAUCCAGCAUGAUUGGCGUGUGUCUGCCAUUGUUUUCUGGUCAGGUUCCGUCACUUAAACCCGACAGGGACUUGUUCACCAUUGUCAAGGCAUUUUCCUCCGGUGUUAUUCUAGCGACUGGGUACAUGCACGUGCUACCGGAUUCUUUUAACGACCUUAUGUCCGGGUUUUUGCCUGAAAACCCAUGGAGGAAGUUCCCUUUCACAACCUUCGUCGCAAUGCUGUCGGCUGUGUUGACCCUUAUGGUGGAUUCAUUUGCAAUGAGUGUAUACAAGAAACGUUGCGGUAAAGCUUUAAUGGCGGAUGCUAACAAUGGUGGUGGAUUGGAAAAUACGAACGUUGUACAAGUCGAUAAUUUUGAACACGGCCAUAGCCAUUCACUUGAGAUGAAUGACGACGUAUCAUCACAAUUGUUAAGGCAUCGAGUUAUUGCUCAGGUAUUAGAGUUGGGAAUUGUAGUUCAUUCAGUGGUGAUUGGCCUUGCAAUGGGAGCCUCUGGCAACCAAUGCACCAUUCGAUCACUCAUUGCUGCCCUUUGCUUCCAUCAAGUGUUUGAGGGGAUGGGACUUGGUGGAUGCAUACUGCAGGCUGAAUAUGAGAUAAAAAUGAAAGCAAUCAUGGUAUUCUUCUUUUCAGCCACAACGCCACUUGGAAUAGUUCUGGGAAUUGGUUUGUCCAAGGUUUACAGUGAGACGAGUCCAACUUCACUUAUGGUGGUGGGACUACUUAAUGCUUGCUCAGCAGGGUUGCUGAAUUACAUGGCACUGGUUGAUCUCCUUGCAGCUGAUUUUCUGGGCCCUAAGCUUCAAACAAAUAUGAAGCUCCAGGCUUGGUCAUAUGUUGCAGUUUUACUUGGUGCUGGAUUUAUGUCUUUGAUGGCAAAAUGGGCUUAGUCAUUUCAACAUAUACAUGUCUUUUUGUAUUUUUUUAAUCUUCUUUUU